AUAAGAUAUUCAGAGUCUUUGAAGAGCCCGGGCACAUCUCAGGUGCUGGCUGCUGUGAUGGGGCGUGGCGAUGAAUGAGCCAGCCCAGCCCCAGCCAACAAGGAUGGAGAGCCGCACCCGGGAGGGUAAGAAGCGACGCCCACCCAUCCCCACGUAGAAUGACUGUCCUGGGAGGACCCUCAGCCUGUGAACUGGCAAGAGUGGAAGGACUCCAGACUCUUCUCGUGGAUGGUCCCCUACCCUGCGGCUCCAUCAUGAGGCUCCUUGUGGCCCCCCUCGUGCUGGCCUGGGUGGCUGGUGCCACUGCCACCGUGCCCGUGGUACCCUGGCGCGUGCCCUGCCCCCCUCAAUGCGCCUGCCAGAUCCGGCCCUGGUACACACCCCGAUCGUCCUACCGCGAGGCCAACACCGUGGACUGCAACGACCUGUUCCUAACAGCCGUGCCGCCCGGGCUCCCCGUGGGCACUCAGACCUUGCUUCUGCAGAGCAACAGCAUCGUCCGUGUGGACCAGAGUGAGCUCAGCUAUCUGGUCAACCUCACAGAGCUGGACCUGUCCCAGAACAGCUUUGCGGACGCCCGAGACUGUGACUUCCGGGCCCUGCCCCAGCUGCUGAGCCUGCACCUGGAGGAGAACCAGCUGACCCGGCUGGAGGACCAGAGCUUCUCGGGGCUGACUGGCCUGCAGGAGCUCUAUCUCAACCACAACCAGCUCUACCGCAUCGCCCCCAGGGCCUUCGCCGGCCUCGGCAACCUGCUGCGGCUGCACCUCAACUCCAACCUGCUGAGGGCCGUCGACAGCCGCUGGUUCGAGACGCUGCCCAACCUGGAGAUCCUCAUGAUCGGGGGCAACAAGGUAGAUGCCAUCCUGGACAUGAACUUCCGGCCACUGGCCAAUUUGCGCAGCCUGGUGCUGGCAGGCAUGAACCUUCGGGAGAUCUCCGACUACGCCCUGGAGGGCUUGCAAAGCCUGGAGAGCCUCUCCUUCUAUGACAACCAGCUGGCCCGGGUGCCCCGGCGGGCGCUGGAGCAGGUGCCCGGGCUCAAAUUCUUGGACCUGAACAAGAACCCACUGCAGCGGGUAGGGCCCGGGGACUUCGCCAACAUGCUGCACCUCAAGGAGCUAGGGCUAAACAACAUGGAGGAGCUGGUUUCCAUCGACAAGUUCGCUCUGGUCAACCUCCCCGAGCUGACCAAGCUGGACAUCACCAACAACCCCCGGCUGUCCUUCAUCCACCCCCGCGCCUUCCACCACCUGCCCCAGAUGGAGACCCUCAUGCUCAACAACAAUGCUCUCAGUGCCUUGCACCAGCAGACGGUGGAGUCCCUGCCCAACCUGCAGGAAGUGGGUCUCCAUGGCAACCCCAUCCGCUGCGAUUGCGUCAUCCGCUGGGCCAACGCCACGGGCACCCGGGUCCGCUUCAUUGAGCCGCAGUCCACCCUGUGCGCCGAGCCGCCAGACCUCCAGCGCCGCCCCGUCCGCGAGGUGCCCUUCCGGGAGAUGACGGACCACUGCCUGCCCCUCAUCUCCCCCCGCAGCUUCCCCACCAGCCUCCAGGUGGCCAGUGGAGACAGCCUGCUGCUGCACUGCCGGGCACUGGCCGAACCGGAACCCGAGAUCUACUGGGUCACUCCGGCCGGGGUCCGACUGACGGCUGCCCGUGCGGGCAGGAAGUACCGGGUGUACCCCGAGGGGACUCUUGAGCUGCGGAGGGUGACGGCAGACGAGGCGGGGCUGUACACGUGUGUGGCCCAGAACCUGGUGGGGACUGACAGUAAGACGGUUAGUGUGGUGGUUGGCCGGGCUCCCCUGCAGCCAGGCCGGGACGAGGGAUGGGGGCUGGAGCUCCGGGUGCAGGAGACCCACCCUUAUCGCAUCCUGCUGUCUUGGGUCCCCCCACCCAACACAGUCUCUACCAACCUCACCUGGUCCAGCGCCGCCUCCCCCCGGGGCCAGGGCUCCCCUGCUCUGGCCCGCCUGCCACGGGGCACUCACAGCUUCAACAUCACCCGCCUCCUUCAGGCCACGGAGUACUGGGCCUGCCUGCAAGUGGCCUUUGCUGAUGCCCACACCCAGUUGGCAUGCGUAUGGACCAGGACUAAGGAGGCCACUCCUUGCCACAGAGCCUUAGGGGACCGGCCUGGGCUCAUAGCCAUGCUGGCUCUCGCUGUCUUUUUGCUGGCAGUGGGGCUAGCCGCCCACCUGGGCACUGGUCGGCCCAGGCAGGGGUUGAGUGGGCGGCCUCUCCUUCCAGCCUGGGCUUUCUGGGGCUGGAGUGCCCCCUCGGUCCGAGUGGUGUCUGCGCCCCUUGUCCUGGCCUGGAAUCCAGGAAGGAAGCUGUCCAGGUCUUUGGAAGGGGAAACACUGUCCCCACCAUUGCUGCAAAAUUCCUGAAGCUCAGCCUGCUCGCCGCAGUAGACAAGUACCUAGGACUCCUUUUUACCAAAAGGGAAGCGGUCUGGGCCAGAUGCCCUGCCAGGAAAGUGACAUGGACGCGCGUGCUGGAGGCCUGGCGGCUGGACCGAGACAGACGGGGCUUUGUCGCUCCAGGAGCUGCUCCUACUGCCUCCAGAAAGUCACCGUUACCUUCUGGGGGCCUGUCUGCUGACAUCGUGAGGAGCAUCUCUGAGGAACAGGAAGGACUCUGGCUGGAGCCUCCCAUCUCCCUAGUUGUCUGUGUGCCCAGAGGCGCCUGGGCCCCUGCUUGGAUGUCCCCUGCCUCUGUCCCCAGGCCCUUAGCCCAGGGGGAGAAGCCCCCUCCUCUUCUCUUUCUUUGUACAGUUUCAGUUGCUUGCUCUUUCCCCUCCUGGGCAAGGGCUGAGGGAGGCCUCUCCUCCACACCUUGGGGGACCACUCUCACAGUGGGUCCCCCACCAGAUCUUGAAAGACGUUUGGGGAGAGGGAUGCCCAGGAACACCUCAUCUUGGCAAGCCCAGAUUGGCACUGCAAGGUUGACUUUCUACAGGCAAUUUUGUACCUUUGUGGAGAAAUGUGUCACCUCCCCCCAACCCCAUUCACUCUUUUCUCCUGUUUUGUAAAAAAUAAAAAUAAA
Messenger RNA from Neogale vison (American mink), 3051 nucleotides. It is a transcript of the gene LRRN2, whose product is annotated as leucine rich repeat neuronal 2. Gene Ontology annotation, molecular function: protein binding. The record is from RefSeq and is a predicted model, not a curated record. The transcript has 2 exons. Lineage: Eukaryota; Metazoa; Chordata; Mammalia; Carnivora; Mustelidae. The coding region runs from base 75 to 2393 and encodes 772 amino acids.